GUAUUCUCCUAAACUAGUGUCUGGUUAAAGAAAGACUAGCUCAGCCAUGUGAAUGUGUCUGUUGAACAGCUGAAGGGGGGAUACAGCCUACAGAGAGAGAGAACGUGGAAUGUGUGCAUAUGAAAGGGGGAGCGAGGAGGAGGAGGGAGAGCGUGUGUGUGUGUGUGGAAAAAAAGAGGAAGCAGAGGCUGUGAACGAAAAGCGAACUUAAUGAUUUCCUACCUUCCCGAACUAGACCUCUCAAUCUAACCGAUAUACUUUUCAACGCGCAAGAUAUCAAGGAGAUACACCACGGCGAGAGAAAAAAGGGGGAAACGAAGGCGAACCGUGUGUGUGUUUGUGUUUAAAAAAAAAAAAGGCUGCCUCGACGAUUUGUACGUGAUUACAUGAUCAAAGUGAGUGCAGGCCGUCUUUUGUUGAGGCAAAGAGUGGCGGUUUUCCUGUGUAACAGCUAAAAGGAUAAACGUGUAUGUGCCGGAUUUGUUUCAGCCCUCUGGUUUCUUGGACUUGGCCCAGCACACGGAGUUCAUUCUGCAUGGUUGUCCUUGGCGAGGAUUUGGUUUUUUGAAGUUGCUUUGGAAGUCUAGAGUCCUCAGACUGGCGGCUUUUCUGGAACACUGGGGCUGUUGGUGUGGCUGAAUUUUCCCUGGAUUUGAUUGGUCAAUUCAGAAGACUGAAGCCCAGGCUGACAGUCUACCUUUCACGGAGGCCCAGCCGUGAGAGGACUGAGGAAGGCACGUGGCGAAUCAUGACCGCGGACAAAGACAAGCCAGACAGAGAGAAGGACAGGGACAGAGACCGAGACAGGGAGAGGGACAGAGAGAGGGACAGAGACCGGGACAAGAGGGACAAAGCGUCCAGGGAGAGCGAGAGCUCACGACCGCGCCGCAGCUGCACGUUGGAGGGCGGAGCUAAGAACUACGCCGAGAGCGAGGACGAGGAUAACGAGAACAGGGGAGGUGCCGGGGCAGUAGGCGGGAUCAACAUGGGGAUGGGGGAGGAGUCAGGGAAGAAGGGAAAGAAGAAGAUGAUCAAGAAGAAGUCGAGGUAUGAACGGAUGGAGAACGGAGAGAUCACUUCCUUCAUUACUGAAGACGACGUUGUUUACAGACCUGGCGAUUGUGUAUAUAUGGAGAGCCGCAGGCCCAACACUCCCUACUUCAUAUGUAGCAUUCAGGAUUUUAAACUGAGUAAACGAGACCAUCUGUUACUCAGUGUUAAAUGGUAUUACCGUCAGUCAGAGGUCCCUGACUCAGUCUACCAACACCUGGUGCAGGAUCGCAACAAUGAGAAUGAUUCUGGCCGGGAGCUGGUCAUCACAGACCCAGUGGUCAGGGGCAGAGAACUCUUCAUCUCCGACUAUGUGGACACUUACCAUGCUGCUGCCCUUAGGGGGAAGUGUAACAUUGCCCAUUUCUCAGACAUCUUCGCUGCCAGGGAGUUCAAAGCUCGCAUCGACUCCUUUUUCUACAUCCUGGGAUACAACCCAGAGACCAGGCGACUAAACAGCACACAGGGGGAGAUCAGAGUGGGGCCCAGUCACCAAGCCAAGCUUCCUGAGUUGCAGCCCUUCCCCUCCGAGGCCCCGGGGGUCCUGACUCAGGCUGUAACAGAGAAUGAGGAGCUAGUGUGGAUGCCAGGGGUCAACGACUGUGACCUGCUCAUGUACCUCAGGGCUGCAAGGAGCAUGGCGGCCUUCGCUGGGAUGUGUGACGGAGGUUCUACAGAGGACGGUUGCCUAGCAGCCUCGCGAGACGACACCACACUCAACGCACUCAACACGCUCCACGAGAGCUGUUACGAUGCAGGCAAGGCCCUACAGCGCCUGGUCAAGAAGCCCGUUCCCAAACUCAUAGAGAAAUGCUGGUCAGAGGACGAAGUGAAGCGGUUCAUUAAAGGGCUCAGACAGUACGGCAAGAACUUCUUUAAGAUUCGGAAAGAGCUGCUACCCAACAAGGAAACGGGUGAGUUGAUAACCUUCUACUACUACUGGAAGAAGACUCCUGAGGCGGCGUCGUCCAGGGCCCACCGUAGACACCGUCGCCAGCCUGUGUUCCGACGCAUCAAGACACGCACUGCCUCAACCCCCGUCAACAUCCCGUCUAGACCCCCCUCCUCAGAGUUCUUGGACCUGAGUUCAGCCAAUGAAGAUGACCUGGACAGUGAAGACAGUGAGCAGGAGCUGAAGGGUUACGCCUGCAGACACUGUUUCACCACCACCUCUAAGGACUGGCACCACGGGGGCAGAGAGAACAUCUUGUUGUGUACGGACUGUCGUAUCCACUUUAAGAAGUACGGCGAGCUGCCCCCCAUCGAGAAGCCAGUCGAGCCGCCUCCGUUUAUGUUCAAACCCGUCAAAGAGGAUGAGGAUGGACUCAGCGGCAAGCAUAGCAUGAAGACCCGACGCAACAGAGGAUCGAUGUCGACGCUCCGUAGUGGCCGUAAGAAGCAGACAGCCAGCCCUGAUGGACGAGUGUCUCCAACCAAUGAGGACCUCCGGUCUAGUGGCCGUACCUCCCCCUCUGCAGCCUCCACAGACAGCACUGACAGCAAGACAGACCCCAUGAAGAAACCCAGCAAGAAGAUCAAGGAGGAGUCUCCUAUGAAGUGUGCCAAACGCCAACGAGAGAAAGGAGGAGCCUCAGACACCGAGGACACGGACAACAGGACAAUCGCAAAAAAGUCCAAGACCCAGGAGCUGGGUCGGUCCGACUCGCCGUCAGAGGGCGAGGGCGAGAGCUCAGACGGGCACAGCGUCAACGAGGAGUGUAGCAGUGACGCUAAAGACAUCGACCAGGAUAACCGCAGCUCCUCGCCCUCCAUCCCCAGCCCCCGAGACGGGGAGAGUGACUCGGACUCCUCCGCCCAGCAACAGCUGCUCCUACUGCAGAGGAGGGAGAGAGAGAGAGAUAGGGAGGGACAGUCGCAGCACCCUCCGGUUAUCCAGUCCUGUCAGCCAGGGACCUCCGGUGGUCGCUCCACCACCCCGCCAUUACCUCCCACGUCCUCCACAGCCCCCACACUGGUCCCCCAGGUGUCCUCUCCCACCGCAACCCCCAUUUUCCUUCCACUGCCGCUACCGCCUCCCAUGCCCCAACAGGCCGGCCCCCUCUCUCUCAACCAAUCAGGGGUGUCCAUCCACCCCCAGAGGCGGCCCUCUCCUUCACCUCAUUCUCCGCUGCAGGGGAUGUCUCAGGCUCCACCCCCAGGACCUCAGGCUCCACCCCCAGGACCCCAGUCGCUACCUAGCGCGCUCCACGGCCCACAGCCCCACCCAUUAUCCAUUCCCCACCCACUUCAGGUUGGCCCCUCCCACCUGCCCCACCCCCACUCCCUCCCCCAGUCUCAGGUCCCGCCCUCCCCACUGCCUCUCGGCCAAUUGCAGCAACCGCCCCACAGGGUCCACACGCCUCCCAGCCAAUCGUUGUCCCAGGGUGGAUCGUCCAAUCAACUGCCCCGUGAGCAGCUCCUACCCCAUGCCCCCUCCAUGUCCAUGCCCCACAAGCCCCCUCCCACCACCCCCAUCCCCCACAUGCCCAACCGCGACCCCCAGUCUCACAAACACGGCCCUCCACAUCUAUCGGCCCCCUUCCCCCAGAUGCCCUCCAACCUGCCCCCUCCGCCCGCCCUCAAACCCCUCUCCUCCCUGUCCGCCCACCACCCUCCCCCAGCCCACCCUCCUCCCCUCCAGCUCAUGCCUCAGGGCCCUGGCCAGCAGCUCCAGCCCCCACCAGCCCAGCCCCCUGUCCUCACCCAGUCCCAGAAUCUCCCCUUUCAGAGAGAGAGGCAACCAGCACCCCCUCCUACUCUCUCCGGACCAUCGCAAUCCUCCCACCCCAACACACCCCAACAGCCCCCGUUCCCUCCUCACCCCUUCAACCGUCCUGCCCCCUCCUCUGCUGGCUGCCCUCCCUCGUCCUCGUCUCUACCACCAGGCCUCCAGCCCCCCUCCUCCUUCUCCAUGCCCAUCACCGCCCCCGUCGGCUCCGCCUGCCCAGGUCCUGCCGUCCCGCCUGUACACAUCAAGGAGGAACCUCUUGACGAAUCAGAGGAGCCCGAGAGUCCUCCGCCCCCUCCUCGGAGCCCCUCCCCCGAGCCCACCAUCGUCAACACGCCCAGCCAUGCCAGCCAAUCAGCCCGGUUCUACAAGCACCUGGACCGUGGGUACAACACGUGUGCUAGAACAGACUUCUACUUUACUCCUCUGGCUGCUUCUAAACUGGCCAAGAAGAGAGAAGAGGCGCUGGAGCGGGUCAAGAGGGAGGCCGAGCAGAAAGCCCGGGAGGAGAAGGAGAGGGAGAGGGAGAAGGAACGAGAGAGGGAACGGGAAAGAGAGAAGGAACAGGAGAGAGCUGCGAAAGCCUCCAGUUCGUGUCAUGACGGUCGUAUGGGUGACCCCCAAAUGGGUGGCUCCGCCCACAUGCGUCCUCCCUUCGGGCCCCCUACCUCCAUCGCCGCGGUGCCCCCCUACAUCGGGCCCGACACGCCCGCCCUUCGCACCCUCAGCGAGUACGCCCGCCCCCACGUCAUGUCCCCGACCAAUAGGAACCACCCCUUCUUCGUUUCCCUCAACCCCAACGACCCCCUGAUGGCCUAUCACAUGCCUGGCCUCUACAACGCCGACCCGGGCAUGCGGGAGCGCGAGCUGCGAGAGCGGGAGAUGAGGGAGAGAGAGAUGAGGGAGAGGGAGCUGAGAGAGAGGAUGAAGCCUGGGUUCGAACACAAACCCCCGGAGCUAGAAGGCAUGCACCCCUCUGCUAACCCCAUGGAGCACUUCGCCCGACACGGGGCCAUCUCCUUACCAUCCAUGGCGGGACCACACCCCUUCGCCUCCUUCCACCCAGGUCUCAACCCCUUGGAGAGGGAGCGUUUGGCGUUGGCCGCGGGACCCCAGCUCAGACCAGACAUGAGCUACCCGGAGCGGCUGGCGGCGGAGAGGCUGCACGCCGAGAGGAUGGCGGCGGUGGCCAACGACCCUAUCGCCAGGCUUCAGAUGUUCAACAUCACGCCUCAUCACCACCAGCACUCCCACAUCCACUCACACCUGCACCUUCAUCAGCAGGACUCCCUACACCAAGGCGGUGGUGAAUGUCUUGUGUGCCCUCCAGGUUCGGGGGGGCACCCCCUCGUAGACCCCCUGGCAGGAGGCCCCCACCUCGCCCGCUUCCCUUACCCGCACGGCGCAAUCCCCAACUCCCUCCUGGGACAGAACCCACACGAACAUGAGAUGCUGCGACACCCCGUCUUCGGUACUCCGUACCCCCGGGACCUUCCCCCCCAGAUGUCCGCAGCCCACCAGCUCCAGGCCAUGCAUGCCCAGUCUGCAGAGCUGCAGCGGCUAGCUAUGGAACAGCAGUGGCUGCAUGGACAUCACCACAUGCACGGUGGCCCACUUCCUGGCCAAGAGGACUAUUACAGCCGCCUGAAGAAGGAAAGCGACAAGCAACUGUAACUGACCAAUGGGGGGGGGGGGGGGGGGGGCGCGGAGACACGCAGGAAGUUGCCCUAGGACACAGGAAGUAGUUACAGAACAGUCAGUCAAUCAAAGGAGCCCAACCUCUGCUCCUCCAAUUCUCCUUUACAAAAACAUCGGACGCUGAAGAAGGAGAGGAGGGUUGUUCUGUCGUCUGUUUUCUUUCCCUGUCUGUUUGGGGGGGGUUCUGUUUCCCCCCCCCCACACACAAAAACAUUAAGAAAGACUGUGUUUGGUGUAACUAUAGCCUUCAAGUAGUGACAACGACCUCGAGACUGCAUGAAAACUACUGUAAAGCUUCCACAACGUGUUUCGUAGGUGGUAGAAAUGCAAGACACUUUGUCACUGUUGCUAGUCGACGGGGAAGACGAAGACCAGUAAAAGCAUCGUUCCAGACACAUUAUAGCCGCGGAAAGACUCAGAACAAAGUGCUAUAUUAUUUUAAUACAUUGUUGGAGGUUUUCAUCAUUUUUUACGAAAAGCUGCAGCAUGACGUUAUUGAGUCUGUAAAUAGUAUAUCUAUAUAUAUAUAUAUACACAUACAUAUAUAUAUAUACAUAUAAUUAUUAUUAUUGUUACUAGGUGUGGACUCGGAACCAAGUCAUUUAUAAACCUCCAAUAUGUUAUUGUGUUCUGAAGCAUUAUUCCAUGUUUUAACGGAGGGGGGGGGGGGGGGGGGGGCAGACGGUGGUCCCAGACCUGAUAUACCUUAGAGAGAGGUAUAGUCCCAGACCUGAUAUACCUUAGAGAGAGGUAUAGUCCCAGACCUGAUAUACCUUAGAGAGAGGUAUAGUCCCAGACCUGAUAUACCUUAGAGAGAGGUAUAGUCCCAGACCUGAUAUACCUUAGAGAGAGCGAUAUAGUCCCAGACCUGAUAUACCUUAGAGAGAGCGAUAUAGUCCCAGACACCUAUCAUUAUACACCCCUUAACAAGCACCUGAUUGGCUAACAGAAAGCCUGAACUCACUGUGUUGUUGAGGUAAUGAUUUGACACACUUGGAAGAGGAAUCACUGAGUCAUCUAUGGAUCAGCAUACUGUCCUGCCCUGUCCUACCCUGCCCUGUCCUACCCUGCCCUGUCCUACCCUGUCCUGCCCUGUCCUACCCUGCCCUGUCCUACCCUGUCCUGCCCUGCCCUGUCCUACCCUGUCCUGCCCUACCCUGCCCUGUCCUACCCUGUCCUACCCUGUCCUGCCCUACCCUGUCCUACCCUGCCCUACCCUGUCCUGUCCUACCCUGCCCUGUCCUACCCUGCCCUGUCCUACCCUGCCCCUACCCUACCCUGUAGUUUACAAGCCCCUGAUGCAGACACCAUCUAAAGCACUCAAAAGACGACUGUAUUAAAUCAGCGCUUUUCAUUGGUUUUGACACUCGACUUCAGUGUUGACUUUUUUUUUGAAGAUUAGGCAGAUAUUUAACCCGGGUUUUACAUUAUCGUUGACAAAAAGUGUAUCUAAACUAAGGUGAGGCCCCAACAUGCCUUGUUAAAUGUGUUCUGACUGUGGGUGAGUUGCUAGAGGUAACCAAAGGUGGUGGUUAUGGUUAGUAUUUUCCUCCCUCUACCUGGUCAAGCCAUAUUCACUGUGACACUAACGGGCCUAGCUACAUGGGAGGGGGUCCAGACACU
This is a messenger RNA of Oncorhynchus nerka (sockeye salmon), 7099 nucleotides long. Its product is annotated as arginine-glutamic acid dipeptide repeats protein-like. NCBI's taxonomy places the organism in Eukaryota, Metazoa, Chordata, Actinopteri, Salmoniformes, Salmonidae. Gene Ontology annotation, cellular component: nucleus. The record is from RefSeq and is a predicted model, not a curated record. Gene Ontology annotation, biological process: regulation of DNA-templated transcription. Gene Ontology annotation, molecular function: sequence-specific DNA binding; transcription corepressor activity; chromatin binding.